This is a messenger RNA of Suillus subaureus, 710 nucleotides long. RefSeq lists its product as uncharacterized. Lineage: Eukaryota; Fungi; Basidiomycota; Agaricomycetes; Boletales; Suillaceae. The transcript has 3 exons. The coding region runs from base 168 to 578 and encodes 136 amino acids. The record is from RefSeq and is a predicted model, not a curated record.
CCCAAAGGUGGCUCACGGAGAGGAGGUUUGAACGGCGUGGGUUGAUGGCAAGUUUUGUGAUCCGAUUUCUUACGAGUCACCUCCCGAGAUCUAAAAUCUCCUGCUCAUGUCGCUUAUCGAUCCGAUUUCCUCAUGUGCCAUACAGGAAUUAUUGAAGACUGGCGAACAUGCUGUACUUAGCACUGCUUAGUGGCUGCUUUGGUUGGCAUCGCCUUAUGUGCCACGGUUCUCUUUCGAAUUCUUCGUUCAAGCGGCUUUCCUUUACAUGGCCCUUAUCAGUAUUUUAUUUCUUAUAUAACUUCUACCCCACCUCCAUCUGUCCUACAACAUUCAUCAGUAUGGGUCGGUCAGAUGACAACAUUUCCUUCGGAAAGACAUAUCCUACAAUGCACGUUCCAGCAGCCCAGCUUGGCAGUCCCACACUGGCAGCGAGGUAUCUUCAGCGUCAGAACAUUUCACCUUUGCUGGUAUCUGGCCAGUUGAGAAGGGACACAGCAUCGCGUUCCCGCGAAUAUGUCCCUCCCGGGCUUCCCUCACGUUACUACGCACAAUCACAGUCUAGGUGUGUGGCACGGUAAAAUUGCGAUCGCUCUAUUUGAUGGUGAUCUUGAGCGAUGUUUUUACACGUUCUAGCGCCGCCGGUGGUCCAAGGUAUUCGAGUCUGUCCACAACGUGUCACUCUGAGCUCAUUCUUCCUUUCAUUCUCUUUU